This is a messenger RNA of Lepus europaeus (European hare), 837 nucleotides long. It is a transcript of the gene VMO1, whose product is annotated as vitelline membrane outer layer 1 homolog. NCBI's taxonomy places the organism in Eukaryota, Metazoa, Chordata, Mammalia, Lagomorpha, Leporidae. The transcript is spliced from 5 exons. The coding region runs from base 220 to 837 and encodes 205 amino acids. The record is from RefSeq and is a predicted model, not a curated record.
CUUGGGGGCAGUGUGGCAAGCACCAUGUAGACUAAACACAACGACCCUGCAGUUUUCCGGUAACAGGAGGAUUCCCACAGGAUCACUUCCAUCCCCACUCCUGGUCUCCUCUCCCAUGGCUGGAAUGUUUCCUGCUGGCUAUGACCUUAAGAACCCUGGUGCGGAUGGAUGGAGCUGGCAUAAGCCUGCGUGAGAGGCCUGGCUCGCAGCAGCUGCAAGAUGGAGCAGGGCGCUGGACGCAAGCCGCUGCUGCUGCCGCUGCUGCUGCUACUGCUGGCGCGGAUGCCCUGCAGAUGCUCAGGGGCAGACGGGUUGAGCGACUACACAACGGUCAUCCAAGUGACCAACGGCGGCCCCUGGGGCGACUGGGCCUGGCCUGAGAUGUGUCCUGACGGGUACUUCAGCAGCGGCUUCUCGCUCAAGGUGGAGCCCUCUCAGGGCCUUCCCGGCGACGACACGGCUCUGAACGGGGUCCGGCUGCACUGCACGCGGGGGAACGCCGAGCGCAACACGCAUGUGGUGGAGUCCCAGUCUGGAAGGUGGGGCGCGUGGAGCGAGCCGCUGUGGUGUCCCAGCGGCGCCUUCCUAGUGGCUUUCUCGCUUCGCGUGGAGCCAUCCACCUCUCUCGGGGACAACACGGCAGCGAACAACGUGCGCUUCCGCUGCUCAGACGGCACCGAGUUGGAGGGCCCUGGCCAGACCUGGGGGGUCUUUGGAGACUGGAGCGGCUCCUGCCCCAAAGGCGUGUGCGGCUUGCAGACCAAGGUCGAGCGGCCGCGCGGCCUGCGGGACGACACCGCGCUGAACGACCUGCGCCUCUUCUGCUGCCGCAACUGA